AUUAACCUCCCUGCGUGUUGCAAAUACUUCAGAUGAAACACUGGAAGACCCGUUUUCUAUUUCAAGAUUACUGCUGAGCAUGAAGACUCGAGCAGAGGACGCCUGGCUUAAAGAGUGAUAAACAGAGCAGUGCUGAGUUGUGGCGAGAGGCGAAAGCAAAGUCAUCAGGAUAUUACAACAAUGGAUGCUUUGACAGAAGAUGUGUUGCGGCCGGAUGUGGAUGCCGAGAUGACGGCACUGACAUCUGAAGAUGUCACCGGACAAAACCCAGUGGUCAGCGAUGAGGUGGAGGACCUUAGAAACAGUUUACGUGAGGCCGUCCAUGAUGACAACAUCCGGCCUAAGAUGCAGUGCCUGAUGAUGGACUCCUCCUUUUCCAUGGUAACUAUGCAAGGCGAAGACAGCGGGAUUGCAUGGGAGACGACCCCCAGUCGCUGCGCCACACCGUGGGCAUCUGAGGCUGGAAACGCAGCUGUGGAUCUCGGCUCUCCAGUUGCAACGCGACCCGCCACACCUGGGUCUGUUCCAGCGGGAAAGAUUAUCUUUGUCAUGGAUGAAGAGCUGAUGUCGAGACGGAAGAAAACUAAAGAGAGGUUAACUCAGAAGAGCAGACAACCAGAAGUCCUCUCUGAAAGUUCUGAGAAUGUCUCAGGAAGGCCGGAGCUGGUAGAAGUUUCACAACCAAACGUGAAACCCGAAGAAGGAGACGAAGAAGAAGCGAAUAAUCCUCUGGUGGAUAAAAAGCUGUUCCGCUUAGUGUCUGAAGGCUCUGAAAUCCUUAACAUUGUUGUUCCUCCAGAGCUGGCAACUGUGGAUGAGGAGGAGAGCAAAGAGAUGGUGGACAACCUUUCUUAUUUGGAGGAGAGCCUUGUUCCUAAAGCCAGUGGAGACACUCAUGACAUCGAGCUGGAGAUCGCAGGAUCAGAUGCAGCAAGUGGUGAUCAGAUUCAGCCCUCACCUUCCGUAGCUAUACAUGUAAUGGAUCCGCCAGGGGCUCCAGUGGCCAGACCUCCAGUCCGAGGACCCGCUGGCAAUGUAGACUACUUUGAGGCAUUCAACUUGAUUGAUGCCCAAGCUCCAGGAAGUCCUGCUGUGGUUGCACAAGGACAGGUGGAGCAAGACCAGGUUGUGCCGGAGAUCCAGGGCACCGAGAAAUUUGUGCAGUCUAAAGACAUCCCCACAACAACUGACAAGUCAGACACAAUCAGCCUUGCAGAAAUGACCAGUGAGCUUCUAGACGAGGUCUUCUAUGGCGGAACAGACAACUACGCCAUGGAAAGUCGAGACAAAGAGGCUGGACGUGGUGCACCCUUGAGGCUACCUUCAAAACAGAGUGGUUCAACUUUGUUUGGAAGCCAAGAGGACAUCCUGACUCCAAUCUUUCUACCUGCAGGACCUCCCAAAAUUAUCGACCAAAUUUUGCUGGAGGAGCCAAAAGCCAUGGCAUUCCUUUACACAGACCUUUACGAGGAAGCACUCGGAAGUCGGAAAAAAGAAGAGGACACAGAAAGUCUGACGUCUGAGAAGUCCUUCCACAGCAGGCAUUCAGACCGGGAGGCCAGGGGAUAUUUAGAGAAGUAUGUCCUCAUAGACGAGACUCCUGCACUGGAAGGGGAGCCAUCUGAUAAAGGGAAAUGCCCAGAGGAAGGCCCUCGGGUAUUGACCCAGGACUUGUUCGAACUGGGUGAUAUGCUGUCCAGCAAUGAGAAAGGUGAGAUGCCGAAUUCAGAAGAAGAAAUCACGGACUUCUUCAGGUCCAGUGCAAAUUCUUCUCCGUGUGAUGUAGAGCCGUUUCCCAAAUCAUUGGAAGAAGAUGAAACCCAAUCAAGUACAAAGAGGAGCGCAAAGGCAGACAAAAGCGUCAAGAUUAAGGUAGAAAAAGUGGCUAAAAUCCCAGCAGAUCCUCUGAGCGUCUUAAGCUUUGAGACUCUCUCAGAGGAACCAGAUUGGGGAGGUACAGAUGAUUAUCCUGCAGCUCUGGACGAUAAAGAUGUCAGUGGAGAUCAGGAAUUGUUAAGAAAAGAUUUGGAAAUGGAAAAACCAGUUGUACCUCCAAGGAGAAAGGCAACCGCUCCUAAAACAUGUCUGGAACUAACACCUCUGACUCCAGUUGAAGUUAUUGUGGAGGAAAAAGAAGAAGCUGGUGGAAAGGAGCAGAGGGAGGAGGAGAAAGAGACGGCAUCACCCGCAGAGACUGCCGAUGAGGGAGAUGGAGAGGAAAUGAUGCAACUCUCCAAUGUCGCUUUAUUGGAAAAUGCCUUGGCUGCGGUUGAGUACCCACAAACUGAAAGUGUAGAAGAUGCAAUAGCUGUUGGAAACACAACACCAGCUGAAGCGAAAGACUUUAAAACAGAAGAAGAAACAAGUGAGACUGAAGCAGCUACAAAACAAACUGAGUCAGAAGAAGUAGACAUUAAGUCGUCAGAACUGGCUGAAACAGAGGUUCAUCCAGAGAAACAAGUUGAUAGUUCCACCGAACCAUCUAAACUCAGACAGUGUGUAAUACUUUAACUGAGCUGCUGUGUUUUCAACAAGUUUAUUGCCAAGUGGCUUGCUGAUGUGUCCUUGUUCAAGGUCUUAAAAUAACAGUAGAAAUAGCCAAAAAUCAACUGAGGUAAACUCGUAAAACAUUGUACAUAAAAAAAGCUAAAUAUACCAAACCAAAAAAUGCAACACUUUUAUUUGCUCCAUUUUUCACAGGAUCCAUGACUUUUUAAAGUCCUUACUAGACAUAUUUCUCUCAAAGGGAAUAUUCAUUUCGCAACCAGGAGCUGUCUCAAAUUCCAUGAAUCUGGCAUUACAUCCAACCGGCCUCACAACAGCAGACCAAUGCAAGAUCACCACCUGAACGGCUGACACAACAAAUGGUUUGCACAACCAAAGAAUUUCUGCACAAACUGUCAGAAACCAUCUCAGCAUUCUCACCAUGGUCUUGAGCUGACAGAAGUUUGUCAUCAUAACCAAGUUGUGUGGAUGUUAGGCCAUUUGGCUGUAAUGCCAAAUUCAGGAAAGCAACAUUGGAGACGUUGUGAAGUUAAUAUAUGUUCUUUGAAACCUGAGCAAACUGGUUUAUUUCUUCCAAAAUAUGGAAAUAAGGCUAUUAGCAACUUAACAAGAAAU
Molecule: messenger RNA, 3120 nt
Organism: Plectropomus leopardus (leopard coralgrouper)
Lineage: Eukaryota; Metazoa; Chordata; Actinopteri; Perciformes; Serranidae
Cellular component (GO): cytoplasm
Source: RefSeq, a predicted model, not a curated record